Molecule: messenger RNA, 1107 nt
Organism: Plasmodium cynomolgi strain B
Lineage: Eukaryota; Apicomplexa; Aconoidasida; Haemosporida; Plasmodiidae
Product: DnaJ domain containing protein
Exons: 2
Coding region: 1-1107 (368 amino acids)
Source: RefSeq, a predicted model, not a curated record
AUGGAUGGGUCAUUCAUCCCCAAGGAGCUGGUCGGGAAGGACAUUUAUCAAGUCUUGGGUCUCACCUUCGAGGACGCAGGGAAGGACAACAUAAAAAACUUAAUAAGAAAGAGGUACCUGAAAUGUGCGCUGAUUCUGCACCCCGAUAAGCUUGAUGCACAGCAGAAGGAGAAAUUAUUUUUUAAAAGGAAGUUGGAGGCACGAGAGAGGGAGAUGGCCAAUGGGGGAGGAAAAAAAAAGUGGACCAACAGUGGAGCGGGAUGGACAAACAGUGGAGCGGAAUGGACACACGGUGGAACGGAAUGGCCGCACGGUGGAAAGUCAGGGGAUCCCACCGCGAGCAGUUACCGCAACGGGAAGAAGAGUCGGAAAAAAAAAAAUGCGCAGCAAGAAGCGGCACUCAGGGAACAGAACAAUUUAAAAAAAAUCAAAAAGCAGAAUGAGGAUUUUGUAAGAAGGCACUCCGCACACCCCGGUCAAAGAAACCACCAAAAGGGCGUGCGCGAGGGGGAAGACGCAGGCGAGAGGGACGAAAGGGACAAAAGGGGCAAAAGAGGCCAAAGAGACGAAAGAGCCGAAAGGAACGAAAGAGCCGAAAGGAACGAAAGAGCCGAAAGGAACGAAAGAGCCGAAAGGAACGAAAGAGCCGAAAGAGACGAAAGGGACCGAGCAAUCGAAAUUUACUUGCACAAUUACCCACACAACGUUGACCUGCUGCAAAGGUACAUAGAGCAAAAAGAAUUGUUAACCUUCUUCCUCGAUUUUAAUUUUCAAAAAUACUACCUGAACAAGAAUGAGGAAGAGACGCAGAGUGAAAGGAAAGUUGGGUUGUUUUCCUUUAGUCAUCGCAGCGAAGCCAUUCGUGCAUACUUGCACUUUAAAAAAAAUGGGAAACAUAUUGACCGCAAUUUUAAGCUGAGGCUGGCAGUGCCCUGCAAAGAAGGCGGAGAAGUGCGCUCUGAGGGGGAAGUGCGCUCGGAGGAGGAAGUGCGCUCGGAGGAGGAAGGGCUCCAGAAGGGGAGAGCCAACGAGACAGCGGAGAAGGACAACGUCGACAGGAUGAUGAACGAGAUGGUAGAUGAGCUGGACAGGAUGUUUUCCUUCUGA